AUGCAUUUUUUGAGGGUGUGCGAACAUGCUGAGGAAGAGAACCAGAUCACACCAGAAAGAUCAACAAAACAUGGGGCAUCCCCAAAACCAAAUGAAACAACUCAAAAGAGUUGGAAUUGUAACAAAGUAGGUUUAAGCAUUAUAGAAUCUCUUGAAGAUGAGACAAAACCCUCAUCUGGGAAAAUACUCCGAUCAUCAGCCAGUAAGAGCAUUCUUUUUGCACCUCAAAUGAGAAUCUUGAACAACCCGAGUUUGAAAACCGACCCGUUUGACUCGUUAUCCAACUCACUCCCUAAAAAUUAUGCCAUUUUCCCUUCCACCCACAUCAAGACCUCAAAUUCUAAACUGAUUUCAGAAGAAUCAUCUUCAAAGUUUUGGUCACAUUCUUUGGAUUCUUCAAAUCUCGGGUCGAAUUUACCCUGUUUAACGACCCGCCCGCCCAACUCAAAUACCCGUUUGUCAAACACACAAAACCCCGGAAAAGAUUUAGUGGGAUCCCUUUCAGCAAGUGAGAUUGAGCUUUCUGAGGAUUAUACAUGUGUUAGAAAACAUGGGCCUAACCCUAAAACAACUCAUAAUUUUGGUGACUGUAUUUUAGAACGCCACGAAGACGAAUUUGUCCCUAAAUCUUCUGAAGAAUCUGAUUCUAAACCUUCUCAAGUCAUGACUUCUUACCUCUCUGAUGAUUUCUUGAGCUUUUGUUACUCUUGCAAGAAGAAAUUGGAAGGCGAAGAUAUCUACAUGUACAGAGGUGAGAAAGCAUUUUGCAGUUGGAAUUGCAGAUCAGAGGAGAUUUUGAUUGAGGAAGAGAUGGAGAAGAACAAUGCCAUGGAUGAUCUUGUUUUAAAAGCGUGUGGUUUUUCUUUAUAUGUGUUUCAUGGAUCAUGGUUUUAG
Molecule: messenger RNA, 894 nt
Organism: Lactuca virosa
Lineage: Eukaryota; Viridiplantae; Streptophyta; Magnoliopsida; Asterales; Asteraceae
Source: the annotation of a GenBank genome assembly